Molecule: messenger RNA, 541 nt
Organism: Alligator sinensis (Chinese alligator)
Lineage: Eukaryota; Metazoa; Chordata; Crocodylia; Alligatoridae
Product: ankyrin repeat domain-containing protein 45-like
Exons: 3
Molecular function (GO): protein binding
Source: RefSeq, a predicted model, not a curated record
AUGGAUCCAGCAGAGGCUAUAGGGCUGGCAGAUACAGGACAGGAGGCUGAGGAGUCAGAGUAUUCUAACUCUCUCCUGAGACCUGUUCUCUUGGGAGAAGUGGAGGGUGUACAGCAGAUUUUUGAGGACCCAGAGGACCCCAACUAUGAAAAAGCCAUGCAACUGCUGUUGGAAAAGGACGUUAUUGGCAGAGACCUGCUGUAUGCAGCAUGCAUGGUUGGACAAAGCGAAGUCAUCAGAGCACUGGCCAAAUACAGGCUGGACAAGAAAGAUAAAACAGACAGAAGUUACACACUCCUUCACUGUACUGCCGCAUGGGGACAACUAGAAACUUUGAAAAUUCUGGUAGAACUGGGAGCUGAUAUUGUAGCAACCGCUUUCUGAGGUGAAAAGGCCCGAGAUAUUGCCUGCCGCUAUGGCCAGGCUGAGUGCGUCGACUUCCUGGACUGGUCAGAUACUGUACAGAUAAAGAACAGAGGAUGUAAAGGACUACUUUGAUGCUAAUACACAGGAUAUCCAUCCAUCCUUUGGUUGUUUCCAG